This is a messenger RNA of Aedes albopictus (Asian tiger mosquito), 2400 nucleotides long. RefSeq lists its product as uncharacterized. NCBI's taxonomy places the organism in Eukaryota, Metazoa, Arthropoda, Insecta, Diptera, Culicidae. Gene Ontology annotation, biological process: DNA integration. The transcript has 3 exons. The coding region runs from base 1 to 2400 and encodes 799 amino acids. The record is from RefSeq and is a predicted model, not a curated record. Gene Ontology annotation, molecular function: nucleic acid binding.
AUGUCGGCCGUUCCCAAGGGAAAGGAUGACUUUCGCCUUGUUGUGAACAUGCGGGCACCGAACAAAGCGAUAAAGAGGGAGUAUUUUAGGCUUCCAUUGAUCCAGGAGAUGAAAGCCCAACUCCAUGGAGCAAAAUUUUUUACUAAGCUGGAUUUGACGAGCGCCUUUUACCACCUUGAACUGGCAAAAGAAUCACGAGAUUUAACAACAUUUCUUGCUGAAAGUGGUAUGUACCGCUUCACAAGAUUGAUGUUCGGCGUCAACUGUGCCCCCGAAAUAUUUCAGCGGGAGAUGAGCCGUAUACUGAAAGACAUAAAGAAUGUUAUCGUCUACAUAGAUGACAUUUUGAUUUUCGGUAACAGCAUCGAAGACCUCCGCAGAACCGUUGCCCAAGUUCUACAGGCAUUGAGAGCCAAUAACCUAUCAUUGAACAUUGAGAAAUGCGAAUUCGACAAGGAACGCAUCAACUUCUUGGGACAUGAAUUGGACGAACAAGGGUUCCAUAUCGACGAGAUGAAAAUUAAGCACAUCCAAAAAUUCCGUGAACCAACAACUGCCUCCGAACUCCGUAGCUUUUUGGGCUUGGCAUCCUUCAUAAGCCCUUACAUAAGAAACUUCGCCGACAUCACCAGCCCACUAUGGGAAGUCGCAACAACCAAAACAUGGACCUGGGGACCAGUUCAAUCAACUGCUUUCGAAGUCGUCAAAUCAAAAAUAGUAAGAAGCACGGUUGCUCUUGGGUACUUCUCUGACAAAGAUAGAACUAUACUCUACACGGACGCAUCCCCAAAUGCUCUUGGCGCGGUCCUGGUGCAAGAAGGCAAGGGCAAUACCCCACGCAUUAUAAGCUUUGCUUCCAAGGCCUUGACUGCAACGGAAAAGCGAUAUGCCCAAAAUCAGCGGGAAGCGCUAGGCGCCGUAUGGGCCGUCGAAUACUUUUCGUAUUAUCUGUUAGGUCGACACUUCACGCUACGAACCGACGCAAAGGGUGUUGCGUUUAUUUUAAACCGUUCUCGAGAAGAUUCAAAGAGAGCCCUUACCAGAGCGGACGGCUGGGCUUUAAGGCUUAGCCCAUACAGUUAUACAGUAGAAUACGUGGAGGGUAAGUUCAACAUAGCUGAUCCGUCAUCCCGCCUGUAUACUGGAAGCGAUGAUCCGUUCAACGAGGCACAGAGUCCAUGGGAAAUAGCAAGAAUUGAAGCCGUUGCGACAGGUUUUUUGACAGAAGAGGUCAUACGGAACGCAACUGCUGAUGACGUUACCCUUCCUCAGGUAAUGGAAGCCCUCGAAUCCGAAAAAUGGACAAGGCAACUGCACCGAUACGAAUCAGUCGCCAAAGACCUUUACGUCAAGAACGGGAUGUUAGUCAAACAAGGAUGUGUGGUUAUCCCAGAAGCGUUACGCAAGAAAACAUUGGAAAUCGCGCACAAAGGUCACCCCAUGACGGCUAAACUGAAGAGCAUUCUCCGAGAGCGCGUUUGGUGGCCAGGAAUGCCUAAAGACGCAGAAGAAUGGGUAAAAUCCUGUGAAGCUUGUGCCACAAACGGAAGACCGGAAAAGGCUAUCCCCAUGGAGCGUAUCUUUGCCCCGAAGACCGUCUGGGAAACCGUUGCCCUGGACUUUAAUGGGCCAUACGCAAGAUUUGGUGGAAUCUACAUAUUGGUGGUGUUGGAAGACAUUUUCGAUCAUGAGGGAUUUCCUAUCCACAUAAGGACCGAUAAUGGUCCCCCAUUUAAUGGAGAGGAUUUCAGCAAGUACUGCGCAGAACGUGGCAUAACGAACGUGUUUUCCACCCCGUUGUUCCCGCAGCAAAACGGCCUGGCAGAAAACUGCAUGAAACUUAUCAACAAGGCAAUGGCUACCGCAGUAUCUGUCGGAACUGACUACAACGAUGAACUCCAGUCAGCAAUCAAAGCCCACAACUCGGCGGCUCAUUCAAUAACAAAAGUUCCUCCGGAAGAACUAAUGUUCGGGCGUAAGAUACGGCGAUGGCUUCCCCUUCUGAAUCCUGGUAAGGUGAACCACGAUGACGAAAAGAUUAACUCAAGGGACAUGAAGGCCAAACUAACCGGAAAGCAAUACGAGGACCGACGUCGAGGCGCGAAACGUUCCCAAAUCACUCCGGGGGAUACUGUUAUCAUUGAACGGCACUCACGUACGAAAGGGGAAAGUCGAUUUGACCCCAGAAAAUACACCGUCACGGAACAGAACAAAGGGAACCUGGUGCUUACGGGACCUGAUGGCCAACAGCUGAAAAGACAUGUCACACAAACUAAACGGGUUCAUGAAUGGCGUGCUCCGGAUCCCACCCACAAAGAUCAGGAACUAGCAGUGAAACGCCAAUAUUCCUCGAAGGACCACGUACGCUCCGCCAACUCGCCGAACUUGCUACGAACCUAG